Messenger RNA from Aspergillus heteromorphus CBS 117.55, 526 nucleotides. RefSeq lists its product as uncharacterized. The record is from RefSeq and is a predicted model, not a curated record. Bases 91 to 378 code for a protein of 95 amino acids. The transcript is spliced from 2 exons. Lineage: Eukaryota; Fungi; Ascomycota; Eurotiomycetes; Eurotiales; Aspergillaceae.
CGUCACUCAGUAUCACUCAUCAUCCCAGCCGUUGGACGCCUAAUCGACAUUCUAGGUUCUCAUUUCGUGACGCCACGCUAGUUAAGGGGGAUGACAAAUGACCCGCGGAACAAUCAACCAGACCCGAUCCGAUCAAUAAUCAUCAGCUCUUGCCUCAGCCUAGCACCCUCUUCCCCCAUCAUCACUUUAAUUUUCUCACCAGGGUCUGAAGAUUACAGACGGCCGGAUGGUGGUGCCAUUCUGGACCUGGACCCGCCUAUUGUGGUAUCGGCCUUUCCUGCACUCCGAGGCCCGUAUCUACGGAUCAUAUAUACGAUGAUACAACGUGGAAACCGCCGGUUAAUACCCAACUUCCAGAAUGUGAUCACAUGCGGUUGACAUAUCCCUCCUAUCACAGGGGAGUAAGUGCUUCCUGGUUCCAGUCAUAGUGACACCCAUCAGAGUAGCGUAAAUGCGGAUGGGCACACGUAUGUGGCCAGAAUAUCACCUCCUGACCAUGCAACCCCGUGCGUGACUCUGUUCGCAG